Messenger RNA from Neoarthrinium moseri, 618 nucleotides. RefSeq lists its product as uncharacterized. The transcript is spliced from 4 exons. Lineage: Eukaryota; Fungi; Ascomycota; Sordariomycetes; Amphisphaeriales; Apiosporaceae. The record is from RefSeq and is a predicted model, not a curated record. The coding region runs from base 1 to 618 and encodes 205 amino acids. Gene Ontology annotation, biological process: proteasome-mediated ubiquitin-dependent protein catabolic process. Gene Ontology annotation, cellular component: proteasome core complex, beta-subunit complex; proteasome core complex.
AUGUCAUCUCCCUUCUCGAUAAACGGCGGUGCCGCCGUGGCCAUGGUGGGCAAGGACUGCGUCGCCAUAGCGUGCGACCUGCGGCUGGGCCUGCAGGCGCUGACCGUGUCCAACAACUUCCCCAAGAUCUUCCAGUACGGCGACGUGUUCCUGGGCCUGACGGGGCUGGCCACGGACGUGGCCACCGUCUCGGACCUGUUCCGCUUCAAGGUCAACAUGUACCGCCUGCGCGAGGAGCGCAACAUCGCCCCGGCCACCUUCGCCAACCUCGUCAGCUCCAGCCUGUACGAGAAGCGCUUCGGCCCCUACUUCGUCAGCCCCGUCGUCGCCGGCCUCGAGCCCAAGACCGGCAAGCCCUUCAUCUGCGGCUUCGACAGCAUCGGCUGCAUCGACUUUGCCAAGGACUUCAUCGUCAGCGGCACCGCCUCCGAGCAGCUGUUUGGCAUGUGCGAGAGUCUGUGGGAGCCCGACUUGGGACCCGAGGACCUCUUCGAGACCAUCUCCCAAGCCCUCCUGAACGCCGUCGACAGAGAUGCCCUCUCGGGCUGGGGAGCACACGUAUACAUCAUCGAGAAGGACAAGGUCACCAAGAGAUUACUGAAGGGCCGACAGGACUAG